Molecule: messenger RNA, 1671 nt
Organism: Portunus trituberculatus (swimming crab)
Lineage: Eukaryota; Metazoa; Arthropoda; Malacostraca; Decapoda; Portunidae
Product: proline-rich receptor-like protein kinase PERK2
Exons: 5
Coding region: 426-1121 (231 amino acids)
Source: RefSeq, a predicted model, not a curated record
UCCUCCUUCAAGGCCUUCGCACUGGCCCAGGCUACGCAGUGGAGGAUUUGCUACGCUGGGCCGGAGGUGGUGGCGGUGGUGGUGGCUCGGAAAACAGGGCCAUAGAAGAGACAUUUGGGCAUCUCGCCGAGCUCUCUGUCCUGUGGUCCGAGGUGCAGAAAGACUUUGCUGACCAGCUGAAGGAGUAUCGGUCCCAGUAUGAGCUGGUGCUGGAGGGCGAGAGACAUGUGGCGGAUGCAAGAGAGGUCCUGAGCUUGAGAGAACAGAGAGAGGGCAAACUAAGGAAGGAUUUGAAGAAAGCCAGCAAAAAGGCACCACUUGAAGAGAUCUGCAUCCUGAAGGAGAAAUUAGGACAAGCAGAGAAAUCAAGAGACUUAGCACAUCUUGACGUGGUGGAGCGUGUGGCAGAGAAUGAAGCAGUUAAGAUGAUUAGAGUGAAGGAAGGUCUUUUGAAGCUUGGGACAGCCUACUGCGAUCUGGCCCACAAGUGUCUGGUCAUCUUCACAGCCCACCAGAACAUCGCAGCUCAACUUCCUGAUGUCACAGACCGGGAUAUCCAGGGGGUGAAGUACACUGGAGCAGGUGCGGCCACAAGGUGCGUGCAGGAGGCCAAGGAGAGAGUGCGUUCCUUCCGUAGAAGCAGCACAUCGCCACCCAAGGCCCCCGCCCCACACCCCAGCGAUCCCCCUUCCCCUUACACCCCUACCAGCACCACACACUUCUUCCCUGCGACAGCCCCGGCACCUCCCCACCCCCCUCUGACCCACAGCCCCUCCCUGCCUGAGGAACACACCCCAAACACACACACACCCUCGUCAGCGCACUCCACCAGCACACCCAACCUUACCGAGGGCACACACACACACACACACACACACGCACACGCACACGCACACGCAGACACCUCCACCCCACCCCCUUUGACCUUUGACCCCGACACACAGACAUACAGACACACAGACAGUCAUUUACGAAACCACUCGAAUUCUUGCCAGUUUACUACACCUCCCUAUAAUGACCCUUUGACCCCACCCCCCCAGCAGACCCCACAGCAGCCCCCAAGCCGCCCCCCGCCCCACAGCCUCCGUCAGGCCGCGGGUGGGCUGGAACCCUUUCUUUGAGGAUUCUGAAGGGGAGGAAGAGGACAACAGGGAGGCUGGAGACAGGGGGAUAGUUAGGUUCUCAGGAGCCUUCAAAAAGAGUGGUAUUAGGUGAAGUGACAUGACGCUAGGUGAGGUCAGGUCAGGUGAGGUCAGGUGAGGUCAGGUCACGUCAGCCUCUUAGGAAUUAUUAUUAUUAUUAUUAUUAUUAUUAUUGAGAUUUCAUUAUGCAUAGUGUGUGUGUGUGUGUGUAGAAUAUAUUGUAAAUCUCUCUCUCUCUCUCUCUCUCUCUCUCUCUCUCUCUCUCUCUCUCUCUCUCUCUCUCUCUCUCUCUCUCUCUGGUUGUGACAUUAAAUUUAGGUUGUGACAUAAUUGUGAUGUGUGUGUGUGUGUGUGUGUGUGUGUGUGUGUGUGUGUGUGUGUGUGUGUGUGUUUAUAGAAGCAAAGGAUACCGACCUGACCUUUCCUGACCUCAUUUGACCUCACCUAAGCAAUAACUUCAACAUAGAAUGAUCUCAUGUAACCUAACCUAAUGUAACUAAAACACUCUCACACUCACGCAAAACACUCA